CGUCCUCGUUAGUAUAGUGAGAAAAUGCAGAUCUUUGUGAAGACCUUGACCGGGAAGACCAUCACCUUGGAGGUGGAGCCGAGUGACACCAUUGAGAACGUCAAGGCCAAGAUCCAGGACAAGGAGGGCAUUCCUCCCGACCAGCAGAGGCUGAUCUUUGCGGGCAAGCAGCUGGAGGAUGGCCGCACCCUGUCCGACUACAACAUCCAGAAGGAGUCCACCCUCCAUCUUGUCCUGCGUCUGCGUGGUGGGAUGCAGAUCUUUGUGAAGACCUUGACCGGGAAGACCAUCACCCUGGAGGUGGAGCCGAGUGACACCAUUGAGAACGUCAAGGCCAAGAUCCAGGACAAGGAGGGCAUUCCUCCCGACCAGCAGAGGCUGAUCUUUGCGGGCAAGCAGCUGGAGGAUGGCCGCACCCUGUCCGACUACAACAUCCAGAAGGAGUCCACCCUCCAUCUUGUCCUGCGUCUGAGGGGUGGGAUGCAGAUCUUUGUGAAGACCUUGACCGGGAAGACCAUCACCCUGGAGGUGGAGCCGAGUGACACCAUUGAGAACGUCAAGGCCAAGAUCCAGGACAAGGAGGGCAUUCCUCCCGACCAGCAGAGGCUGAUCUUUGCGGGCAAGCAGCUGGAGGAUGGCCGCACCCUGUCCGACUACAACAUCCAGAAGGAGUCCACCCUCCAUCUUGUCCUGCGUCUGCGUGGUGGGAUGCAGAUCUUUGUGAAGACCUUGACCGGGAAGACCAUCACCCUGGAGGUGGAGCCGAGUGACACCAUUGAGAACGUCAAGGCCAAGAUCCAGGACAAGGAGGGCAUUCCUCCCGACCAGCAGAGGCUGAUCUUUGCGGGCAAGCAGCUGGAGGAUGGCCGCACCCUGUCCGACUACAACAUCCAGAAGGAGUCCACCCUCCAUCUUGUCCUGCGUCUGAGGGGUGGGAUGCAGAUCUUUGUGAAGACCUUGACCGGGAAGACCAUCACCCUGGAGGUGGAGCCGAGUGACACCAUUGAGAACGUCAAGGCCAAGAUCCAGGACAAGGAGGGCAUUCCUCCCGACCAGCAGAGGCUGAUCUUUGCGGGCAAGCAGCUGGAGGAUGGCCGCACCCUGUCCGACUACAACAUCCAGAAGGAGUCCACCCUCCAUCUUGUCCUGCGUCUGCGUGGUGGGAUGCAGAUCUUUGUGAAGACCUUGACCGGGAAGACCAUCACCCUGGAGGUGGAGCCGAGUGACACCAUUGAGAACGUCAAGGCCAAGAUCCAGGACAAGGAGGGCAUUCCUCCCGACCAGCAGAGGCUGAUCUUUGCGGGCAAGCAGCUGGAGGAUGGCCGCACCCUGUCCGACUACAACAUCCAGAAGGAGUCCACCCUCCAUCUUGUCCUGCGUCUGAGGGGUGGGAUGCAGAUCUUUGUGAAGACCUUGACCGGGAAGACCAUCACCUUGGAGGUGGAGCCGAGUGACACCAUUGAGAACGUCAAGGCCAAGAUCCAGGACAAGGAGGGCAUUCCUCCCGACCAGCAGAGGCUGAUCUUUGCGGGCAAGCAGCUGGAGGAUGGCCGCACCCUGUCCGACUACAACAUCCAGAAGGAGUCCACCCUCCAUCUUGUCCUGCGUCUGAGGGGUGGUUUUUAAACUUUCUGCUUGCUUUGAGCCAUUGAAGUAAGCUUCAUUGCACUUUGUUUCAAUAAAGCUGUUUGGACU
Molecule: messenger RNA, 1695 nt
Organism: Candoia aspera
Lineage: Eukaryota; Metazoa; Chordata; Lepidosauria; Squamata; Candoiidae
Gene: UBC
Product: ubiquitin C
Exons: 2
Coding region: 25-1626 (533 amino acids)
Biological process (GO): modification-dependent protein catabolic process; protein ubiquitination
Cellular component (GO): nucleus; cytoplasm
Molecular function (GO): ubiquitin protein ligase binding; RNA binding; protein tag activity
Source: RefSeq, a predicted model, not a curated record